Molecule: messenger RNA, 3029 nt
Organism: Syngnathoides biaculeatus (alligator pipefish)
Lineage: Eukaryota; Metazoa; Chordata; Actinopteri; Syngnathiformes; Syngnathidae
Product: protein Tob1-like
Exons: 2
Coding region: 962-2062 (366 amino acids)
Biological process (GO): regulation of gene expression
Cellular component (GO): nucleus; cytoplasm
Molecular function (GO): transcription corepressor activity
Source: RefSeq, a predicted model, not a curated record
GGCUGCUCGCUUUGGGCCGAUUGUUCGACGGGAAGGGAAUCCUCGUCUCAUCGCUUCCCGAUCUAAAACAUUUUGUAGCACAGCAGCACGAGGAGGAAAAGGGGUUACUGUGUCUUUAAGGGAUGAAAAAAAAAAUGGAAUAUGAAUUCGCGGAAGUGUCAUUUCUUUCCCAAUGACGGUUAAUUAAUUCAAUAUAUUAUGUUAAACAGCGUUAGUGUGCCUCUUUUAGUCGUUAUCGCUUCAGUAUUUAUUUUUUUGGACAUUUGCUGUCAGCAGGCCAGGCUUGUCUCUGACGUCAGCAACACAUCACGGGCGUCCCUCCCAUUUCGCAGAAUCCGAGAUAUCCAAAGAUUGACAGCUCACAGCGUCCAAUGACCACACGGGAAAGGCAGCACACCCAGGGCGGGGCUUGAAUUUUCCCCCAAUCAGAGGCGCCCAUAUUGUUUUGACCUCUGGAACCGCAUCACCGCCUCCCUCGUGCCCGUGGCGGAGGGAAUCGAUAAAUAGAGGCGCUCGUCGGCCAGGAGGGGACGAAGUCGCAGAACUCCCGAGAAGGAGGGAGCUACUCCGCCUAGCCUGCUGAAAAAAAAAGAAAACACUCGAAAUCACCUUCACACCCAGAAACUCAAGCAAUCGGCAAUCCUCAGACAUUUUUUUUCAUCUACUGGAAUACUAUUUUUUUUAAAUUCUUAAUAUAUUAUACUUGAAGAAAGUAUUCCUACUUUUUCCCCCCCUUACUAUUUGCACUACCAGUACUCCACUACUACUGCGAAUCCUUUCCCACCCUUAAAAUAAAGUUUCACACUGUUCUGAAAGAAAACUCUUCUGUAAGUACUGCACUUUUACCCCCGGAAACACAUUUCGCCCACAUUUCCCGGUCCCUCAGGCCGUUCUGCCCGACGAGCACUCGCGUUGCCAACCACGGCUAAACUAAGCAGGCCCGGUAGACCCACUGACGCGCAUGCCCAGUCUCCGCUCACCUGUUCAAAGUCAGCAGUCAGCUAUGCAGCUUGAAAUCCAAGUAGCUCUCAACUUCAUCAUCUCCUACCUGUACAACAAGCUGCCGAGACGGCGGGUCAACAUCUUCGGUGAGGAGCUGGAGCGGCAACUGAAACAGAAGUACGAGGGACACUGGUACCCGGACAAGCCGUACAAAGGCUCGGGUUUCAGGUGCAUCCACGUCGGGGAGAAGGUGGACCCCGUGGUGGAGAAGGCAGCCAAAGAGAGCGGACUGGACAUCAACGAUGUCCGCAACAACCUACCCCAGGACCUCAGCGUGUGGAUCGACCCCUACGAGGUCUCCUACCAGAUCGGGGAGAAGGGCCCCGUCAAGGUGCUGUACGUCGACGACAGCAACGAGAGCGCAGCGAGCAGUGGGGGGCUCGAUCUGGACAAGGAGAUCAAGAACAGUUUCAAUCCGGACGCCCAGGUCUUCAUGCCCAUCAACGAGCCCAUCGGCGGCGGCGGCGCCUCCCCGGGCUCCAGCUCGCCCUCCCCUCCUUUCGGCCACUCGGCGGCGGUCAGCCCCACUUUCAUGCCCCGCUCCACGCAGCCUUUAACCUUCACCACCGCCACCUUCGCCGCCACCAAGUUUGGCUCCACCAAGAUGAAGAGCAGCGGGCGCAACGGCAGCAACGGCAACGGCGCUAACGCCACGAACAAGGCGGCGCGCACCUCUCCCACCAACCUGGGCCUGAAUGUGAACACUCUCCUGAAGCAGAAAGCCAUUUCCACCUCCAUGCACUCGCUCUACGGGCUGGGCCUGGGAACCCAGCAGCAGCAGCAGCAGCAGCAACAACAGCAGCAGCAGGCCAAGCCCUCGGCCCUGUCCCCCAACGCGAAGGAGUUUGUGUUCCCCAGCCUGCAGGGCCUGGGCACCCAGAGCGCCCUCUUCCCCGGGGACAGCUCGCUCGGUCUGGGCCAGCUCCAGUACAGCAACGCCUUCGACGUGUUCACGGCCUACGGCGGCCUUAACGACAAGUCCCUGAUGGAUGGUUUAAAUUUCAGCUUGAGCAACAUGCAGUAUUCUAACCAGCAAUUCCAGCCAGUCAUGGCCAACUAGUACACCGAGCUAAUAACUUCACGCAACAACGACCAGAUAAUGUGACCCCGCUAGUGGUGGUGGGAGAAUGAGGUCUGAAACUCAAAUGCACAUGUACAAAAAAAAAAUGAAAAAAAAAAGAACAGAAUGUCAAGGUUGAAAGGAAAAGUGACAUCACAACUCUUAAGAACCUGAGCCCGAGGGUGAACUACUUUGCCCCCUUGAGUUAACAACUUUUCUUUCUUUCUUUUUUUUUUUUUACCCUCAGUGGUGACGCUUGUUGUACGAGAUGUCCAAGCUUGGUUACCUAAACUUCAACUUAUUGUUAUUUCAUUUGCCAACCAAGCACAAAAUAUUUUUUUAUGUUACUGUUGAAGAUAUAUUUAAAUGAAAAAGGAAAAAAAAAAAAACAAAAAACAAAAACAAAACAAAAAAAAACACCACCACAAGUCAUGGCCUCUUUCAGUAUUUUGACAGAACUGGACAUUGCCAAUCUUUCAAGAAAUUGGCAAAGCUAAGUGGGAUUUUCUGGUCUUUUUUCUAAUUGUAUAAUUUAAUUUAGUACAGAGUUUGUAAAGUAUCAGAGUAUCUAUUGUUUCUACGACACGGUAUUGCAUUUAUAUCUUUUUACUACUUCAGUGAUCUGUGAUGGCUGCAGCAACUUUUUCUUUUUUUUUUAUUGAAAUUAUGAAAAAUGAAUUUCAUCUUUCAGAAAAAAUUGACUACUCUAAAGAUUGUGUACAGAAUAUUCCAUAGUGGUGGGAUUUAAGAAUAUUUGCUUUUUUUUUGGCGGGAAAAAAACAGAGUUGUAUUUUCUGUUAAGAUUUUUGCUAUAUUAUGGACAAAAUGUAAUCGUAUAUUAAUUUUGUACCUACAUCGUGCAAUACUUGAUAAAAACAACGGUAUAACAAAGUAUACGGAGUCAGUGUCUUAUAUGUUAACAGGAACUGAUAGUUUAUUAAGUUUGUAUUAAAAGGCUUGAAAAUAA